Messenger RNA from Xenopus tropicalis (tropical clawed frog), 743 nucleotides. RefSeq lists its product as uncharacterized. The record is from RefSeq and is a predicted model, not a curated record. Lineage: Eukaryota; Metazoa; Chordata; Amphibia; Anura; Pipidae. Gene Ontology annotation, molecular function: nucleic acid binding. The transcript is spliced from 2 exons. The coding region runs from base 21 to 743 and encodes 240 amino acids.
UUGCGCGCCACAGAAUAAGAAUGAAGGAAAUUUACAGAGUUCCUUUCGAGAGAAACACAGAACGUGUAAAGCAACUGCGAUAUGACUAUGUGCAGAGAGUGAUGGAACUAGAAGCAGAUGCCAUGGGACAUGAGCUACUUUUUGUAGAUGAGGCCGGUUUUAACCUCAGUAAAACCAGGAGACGUGGCAGGAACAUUAUUGGACACCGUGCCAUCAUCAAUGUCCCAGGACAACGUGGUGGUAACAUAACCAUGUGUGCAGCUAUAAGCCAAAAUGGUGUUGUUCACCAUCAUGCAACCAUAGGCCCAUACAACACUGCACACAUUAUUGCAUUCCUGGACACCUUACAUGACAUGCUCACUGUUCAGAGACCAGAGCAUACCCGAUAUGUCAUCAUACGGGACCAUGUUAGUUUCCAUAGGGCUGCUUUAGUCCGCAACUGGUUUACAGACCACCCAUCCUUCAUGGCACUCAACCUCCCUCCAUACUCUCCAUUCUUAAAUCCCAUCGAGGAGUUCUUCUCUGCCUGGCGCUGGAAAGUGUACGAUCGUCAUCCUCAUCAACAGGUAGGCCUUUUACAGGCAAUGGAGGAGGCAUGUGGAGAUAUUGACCAGGCAUCAUGUCAUGCAUGGAUACGGCAUUCAAGGAGAUAUUUUCCCCGGUGCCUUGGACUGGAGGAUAUCGCAUGCGAUGUGGACGAAAUUUUGUGGCCGAACCCAGAAAGACGACAUGAUGUAGGCUGA